AUGGUUCUAACGCCCAAAUUUCCCGAAAAACCGGUAAUCCGAAAGGACGCGGCAACCGGAGAAAUCGUGCUCUCCUGCAGCCUCGAAGGCAAUCCUAAACCCGACUUAACUUACUUCCUCAAUGACAAACAAAUAACUCCACAGCCAGGGAAGCUAACGUUUGUCUACGUGGAGGCCGGAACAGAUGUCUACAAUUGUGAAAUUCGAAUUGCAAAUCCCACUACAAACGACGGUGGAGUCUACAAAAUUAAAGCUCUCAAUUCAGCAGGCGAAAGCAAUACCUUAAACUAUGUGGUUUGUGCUUUGAUAGAUGGUCUAUUCAAAGGGUUUGUUGUUUCUGCUAAGGUCACGAGGGCAUGCUCAAAUCAAUCAAUGCUUGACUAUGUAGAGGUCAAGUUAGGAAUUGUACCUCCGUCUCUCCACUCUAAAUAA
Hydatigera taeniaeformis is the source of this 432-nucleotide messenger RNA. The record is from the annotation of a GenBank genome assembly. NCBI's taxonomy places the organism in Eukaryota, Metazoa, Platyhelminthes, Cestoda, Cyclophyllidea, Taeniidae.